This is a messenger RNA of Aureobasidium namibiae CBS 147.97, 1491 nucleotides long. RefSeq lists its product as uncharacterized. The record is from RefSeq and is a predicted model, not a curated record. The annotation marks the transcript as partial. NCBI's taxonomy places the organism in Eukaryota, Fungi, Ascomycota, Dothideomycetes, Dothideales, Saccotheciaceae. The transcript has a single exon.
AUGAUUCUCAGAGACGCCACUCUUGCCAACAAGGGCAGAGUCAACCAGGCCAUCAAACCCGAAAUCCUCGAGAUCAUUGCCAUGCUACACCACUCUGGUGCCAUGCCUUCGACCAUCUACUCGUAUUCACCCCCAAACGAUCCCGUUUCCUUGUGUCAGCCUCCGACUUUGCAUCUACUAUCCAACCAGAUCAUCACAUCCCUGACAGACGCCGCUUGGAGGGCUCACGAGACCAACGUUGUUGAAGACGCUAAACAAAGAGGUGGCUUUUACGAGUCCCUGAGACCCGAGAUCCCGGGUUCCAUGUACAAAGUCCGUGUUGCUGGCCUAGGUCACGAAGUAUGGCUCGAAUUGGUCUUGUGGGCAAUGCUGUAUGGCCGUUUUUACAAGCAGGGCAUGAUCGCUCUUACACGUUUGUCACAAUUGCCCCAUGACAACGAAUGGUCUGUAUUAUCUUGGAGAGAGCUGGCCAACCCUAUCAUCCAGUCUGGGCAGGAGAAAUCUAUCAACUGGGAUGAGGUCAAAUACAUCUUCAACACGGGCACCUCUGACACUGACCAGAUCGACAAUAAGAAAAAGGUUCGCAGAACUGUAAGUGCAGAGGUUAUUGCUUCGAUGGUUGAUGCCGCUGUAUCUCAUGUCAGCGCUGGUGUUGGCUCGCGAGGUAUGUCUCCCGGGAACCCAGCACGCUUCAUCAAGCAGAUGAAGUUAUUCUUGGAAAGAAACAAUAUGAGUCUUGGCUACACCUCAUGGGACGCCAUCAUUCUCCGCUUCUUCGAGUCAAGAGGUGUCGAUUUCGAAAAGGACCCACAACUAGCAGGCAAGAUUAGCUCAGCGACUUCUAUCUUCGGCGACGACAUCUCUACUGCAAACGCUCCGACUCGUGAUCAGCUUUGGCAACCCACUCCAGCAUAUGUCCUGGAUGGUUCUGCAGCCAGCAUUGGCUACUACCACCGCCUUCUUAGAGCUCAUAUCAAGCUUGGAAGUCUACCAGGUGCCAUGGGUGUAGUCAAAGAUUUGCAAAAAUUGACUGACCUCAACAAGCAAAACUCGAUACAAGAGUUCUUCGCAAAGCAGCAAGACGCCAUAACGCAAGACGAAGACGACGAAACGUCUGAAUUCGGUUUUCAUGGCCGUUAUGGCGGUAUACAUUACCCCAGCUUCUUUCCUCAAAUACCAGUCCCAAUUCUGGCCGAUCUCGUCCACCUGGUAGUUGACGCUCAAGCCCUCGAACUGGGCUCAUGGCUACUGUACUCUGAGGAUCUGGAUGGUCCACUUGUCCACAAGGGCUUGUACACUGAUCCUAUCAUGGCCGCGCCUCUGAUCAGACUUGCCGCUAGUCUUUCUGACGAGGUUCUCAUGGCUGAAAUUCUCAAGUAUCAGAAGAAACAUUCGCAAACAGACCAUUCCGAGAAGGUCUUGGAUGAGAUUCUCGAUCAGCAGGUAGAGGCAGGGAAUUGGCCUCUUGUUGACAAGGCUUUGGAAAGCUUC